AAAAUCUCUCCCCUUGUCUUUCCUAUCAGGAGUCAUGCCCCCCAUGAGCCCUCAAGUUGUGCCCACCACAGAAUGACAGAAACUCUACAACUCAAUUUCACCUUCCCACACCCAACCGUCUUCAUACUGACUGGCUUUCCAGGGCUAGGAAGUGCCCAGACUUGGCUGACACUGGUCUUUGGGCCCAUUUAUCUGCUGGCUCUGCUGGGCAAUGGAGCACUGUUGGCAGUGGUGUGGAUAGACUCCACACUACACCAGCCCAUGUUUCUACUCUUGGCCAUGCCAGCAGCCACAGACCUGGGCUUAGCCACAUCUAUAGCCCCAGGGUUACUGGCUGUGCUGUGGCUUGGGCCCCGAUCUGUGCCAUAUGCUGUGUGCCUGGUCCAGAUGUUCUUUGUACAUGCACUGACUGCCAUGGAAUCAGGUGUGCUUUUGGCCAUGGCCGGUGAUUGUGCUGUGGCAAUAGGGUGUCCACUGCACUACCCUGUCCUGGUCACCAAAGCCCAUGUGGGUUAUGCAGCCUUGGCACUGGCACUGAAAGCUGUGGCUAUUGUUGUACCUUUCCCACUGCUGGUGGCAAAGUUUGAGCACUUCCAAGCCAAGACCAUAGGCCAUACCUAUUGUGCACACAUGGCGGUGGUAGAACUGGUGGUGGGUAACACACGGGUCAGCAAUUUAUAUGGUCUGGCACUUUCACUGGCCAUCUCAGGUAUGGAUAUUCUGGGUAUCACUGGCUCCUAUGGACUCACUGCCCAUGCUGUGCUGCAGCUGCCUACCCGGGAGGCCUGUGCCAAGGCCUUUGGUACAUGUAGUUCUCACAUCUGUGUCAUUCUGGCCUUCUACAUACCUGGUCUCUUCUCCUACCUCACACACCGCUUUGGUCAUCACACCGUCCCAAAGCCUGUGCACAUCCUUCUCUCCAACAUCUACUUGCUGCUGCCACCUGCCCUCAACCUCCUCAUCUAUGGGGCCCGCACCAAGCAGAUCAGGAACCAACUCCUGGACACCUUCACAUUCAGAAAAAGCCCGUUGUAAUGUCCAGUGGUAACAAUGGAGCCUAAGAGUGGAGGUGAGGGGACACUCGGAGGGGAGUCUGGGGGU
Messenger RNA from Mandrillus leucophaeus (drill), 1101 nucleotides. RefSeq names its product olfactory receptor 52W1. The transcript has a single exon. Gene Ontology annotation, molecular function: olfactory receptor activity. Gene Ontology annotation, biological process: G protein-coupled receptor signaling pathway. The record is from RefSeq and is a predicted model, not a curated record. Lineage: Eukaryota; Metazoa; Chordata; Mammalia; Primates; Cercopithecidae. Gene Ontology annotation, cellular component: membrane. The coding region runs from base 73 to 1035 and encodes 320 amino acids.